GUUGCAUGCACACACACCACGCUGCUGUUCUCGCGCGCGUGUUUAAUGUUAGAAACCGCGCAUAUUUCGGUGCACACAUGAAUCAGUCGUCAUGCAUAGAGGUUUAUAGGGUAAAAGUGUGUUUGGGUUGAAGUUCGCGUGUUCUGGUGUGUGUUUUCGGGGCUUAAGUUAUUGUGGGCAGUGCGGCCAUGCUUGUGGCUCGUGCAUUUGGCGUCGUCUGUUUCUCAAUGCAACUAAAUGUUAAACGUCUCCGGACUGCCAUUGCUCACGAGUGUCUCCGAUAUGAGGUUGAAAUAGGCGUAACGCGCGAGAAAUCUCGCCGUGCGCGCGGUGUGAGAGAGAUCAGAUGAUAUUUGGACUCUGCGUCGCUGCUGCCGCAUGGACGGAGGAAGCGCGAGAGCGAGGCGCAUUGUUGUAAUGGCGGACCGUGUCAGCUGUGAACACGAUGUUUUUUAUUUAGGCCAGCGACUAUGUUGGUUAACUCGCUUGAUAUUUUAGUUUCGGCCCACUGUGAAUUAAAUGUGAGGCAUUUAGAGCUUAGCAAACAUUCCCCUCACGCCAGAGACGGCGCGGGACCAGGAACGGCGUAUUCGGCGGGAAAUCGCCAACAGUAAUGAGCGCCGGCGCAUGCAGAGCAUCAACGCUGGCUUCCAGUCCCUGAAAACACUCAUCCCGCAUAGUGACGGAGAAAAGCUAAGCAAGGCUGCCAUCUUACAGCAGACGGCUGAAUACAUCUUCUCUCUGGAGCAGGAGAAGACACGGCUGCUGCAACAAAACACCCAACUCAAACGCUACAUACAGAAGGAGUUCAGCGGCUCGUCUCCGAAGAGGAGGCGCGCCGAGGAGAAAGAUGAAGGAAUCGGAUCCCCAGACAUUCUGGAGGAGGAGAAGGUGGAGGAUCUGCGGAGGGAGAUGAUCGAACUCCGACAACAGCUGGAUAAAGAGCGCUCCGUUCGCAUGAUGCUGGAAGAACAGAUCCGUUCGUUGGAUGCCCACUUGUACCCUGAGAAGCUAAAGGUGAUCGCGCAGCAGGUCCAGGAACAGCAUGUGCAGUCGCAAACUCUGCUCCGCCUUCAACAGCAGCAGGAACAGCUGGGAAAAGAGACCAGCACCCCUGCGCGCAGCCCGCUGGUGUUUUCUCCUGCCACGCCGCCUGCACCCACUCAUCACGCCACAGUAAUUGUACCCGCCCCUGCGCCGCCCCCCCCUCCCCAUCAUGUCACCGUGGUUACCAUGGGCCCCGCCUCCGUGAUCAACACAGCAUCCACAUCACGACAGAACUUGGACACCAUUGUGCAGACACUAAGGAACGGCACCCGAAUCCAUUUAAAAGCUAUCCAGCACAUCGAAGGCACACAGGACAGGAUGGUCGUGCCCGAGGAGGAAAAGCGCCGGGCGGUCAUCGUCACCCCGGGCCGCGUCCUCACAGACACCGGAGACUCCGACACCGCCUCUGACAACGAAGGAUCUGAGGACUGUUAACUGCCCCGGUCACCCCCAUCCCCAUAUCCGCCCCACAUGUAACCGGGGGGCACGGCGAGGGGUUAGGGGGUCUGUGGAAGGGCCUCCGCAGAAAUACUCUUUCUUUCUCUCUCCUCUCUUCCUGUCGCUGUCUUUACACUCGCAUACGGGACUCACAAAAACUCAAUGACUUGGAGGUUUUUUGGGGGUG
This is a messenger RNA of Rhinichthys klamathensis goyatoka, 1672 nucleotides long. It is a transcript of the gene tfap4, whose product is annotated as transcription factor AP-4 (activating enhancer binding protein 4). The record is from RefSeq and is a predicted model, not a curated record. NCBI's taxonomy places the organism in Eukaryota, Metazoa, Chordata, Actinopteri, Cypriniformes, Leuciscidae. Gene Ontology annotation, cellular component: nucleus. The transcript has 8 exons. Gene Ontology annotation, molecular function: protein dimerization activity; DNA-binding transcription factor activity, RNA polymerase II-specific; RNA polymerase II cis-regulatory region sequence-specific DNA binding. The coding region runs from base 628 to 1482 and encodes 284 amino acids. Gene Ontology annotation, biological process: regulation of transcription by RNA polymerase II.